AGUAUACCAUUUGGUACGCGCUAUGGUAGCUGGCGGGAGGUGAGUAAUCUGCAUGGUAAAAAAAAAUAGAAAAAACUCUUAUCUCGCUGAAAUCUCGACAUAUUUACAAAUGGUUUUGUUUAUUAUAUACCUUAAUAACGUGGCUAUGAGUCGGGAUGCUUGAGCAUAUUUAAAUGGCAGCUUUUCUUUGAGAAAAAAAAAAGACUUAAUCAUGAAGCACAGUUGUUUCACAGCUAUUUGUGCACAAGGGCUAACUUUGAAACCACAAUCGAGAUUUUAAUUUCUUGUAUGACAGCCUAUUUUUUAUUUAUUUAUUUUGCCCAAGUGACAGUCUUUGUGGAUGUGCUUGUGUUUAUCACAUCCACAUCAUCGAACUUGGCUAACAGGCUCACUGUGAGUGAGACCAAGUACAUAUUACAAAGUUGACCCAGCGAAAGGCAGAAAUGCUCUUUCUAUUCAACAUAACUUAAGAUACACGAUUUCCAAGCUGUUCAGUGAAAAUGGCAACAUGAGGCAGAAAUUUAUAUCGAAAAUAAAUAUUUAUAUAUUUAUUGCUAUAUGUUAUUAUAGUUAUCCCUGUAAUAGAAAUAUUAUUUAUAUAACAAACAUGGAAUGAUUAAAUGUUUUAUAUAUAUAUAUAAAUGAUUUAAUAUAACUGCCUUGUGUGUCUAGGCCUAUAGCUAUUGCUCUACCUAUCUGCUAAAUGUUUGUUUAUGAAAAUCCAUGGUUGAAGUCAUUCUUGAGUAUGCAGGAACAUUACUAGAACUCUGAGCCAAAAUUUCGCAGUUUAUGGUUGUGUAAAUGCUACAUGCACCUUCGACUGUUAUGUUAUGCGUGGGCGAUUAUCCCGUAGCAAAAUGGCCGCCAUGCGCGGACGUCGUUCUCCGUUGGCUAACAGGAGGCGUAAGCCAUCUAGCAUUUAUAUACAUAUAUCCAUGACCCACGUGACCAAGAAUCAGCGAGGACGCGCAGCUCGGCAGGACCAAGCAGAUCGUCGCACUGUUCUUGGAGCCAAAAUGGCGCUAUGUUUACGUCUCUACAUGGUCGUAUGGUAUCCCUAGCAAGUCUCAUGAAGACCUUCGGCGACUUCACUCACUGGAGAAGAUAACUUGUCUUUGCAUUUACCUACAUCACCAGUGAUCCCCGAACAACUCGACAUUUGGUAAUGAUAGUUUGAGGCUGUUUUAGGGUGUCAUUGUAGUUUGCCUUUUUGCAGUUACUGGCAGAUCGGUACUAGGUUUGCCAGCUAGUGUUCUGUCAAACGAAGACAACUAUUACGUUAAGGUUUCUGAUUUUUCUACCACUAGCUAUUUUGUUGCUAUCUCUUUCCAGGUUUUACGGUGCCAUCUGUACCUCAAAGACCGCUAAUCUCACAAUUCGCAACUCUGAUUAAUUGUCCUAUUGUCCCAAGAUGUAAUGUUCAUAAUGUCUUUGUGCAGAUCUGUGGCUGUAACCAUUACCAGCAGCAGGAAGGAUGCAGGCUGAGGCCGCAGACUCUUCUUUGGCAGAGGGCGUAGAGACUUUAGGGGUGAAGGACACAGAAAAAGCUGCAGAAAGCCAAGGGGAGGAGGGCAACACAGAGCAACAGGACACAGAGAUGACUGCUGCUGCAGAGGAGGACACAACUGCUAAAGAUGAAAAGGGUGAAUGCAUAAAAGAAAAGCAGACGGUGCAAAAUUCAGUGUAUGCAACUUCACAUAGUCAUAAAAAUGACCUGCCUAUUUUCCCUGCCUUCACAGAUGGGGAUAUGGAUGUAGCAGAAGCAGAGGAGAACAAGGAUGAAGCUCAAGCAGACGCAGGAGUAGAAGAUGACCAGGGAAAGCAGUCUGAUGUGACAGACGGUGAAUGGGAAAUAGCAUACAGCGAUGAGGAAAUAGAGGAUCCCAAAAACUGGAUGCCCCCUCCACCUGAGAUCAAGAGACUCUAUGAACUUCUUGCAAAAGGAGAUAUGCUGGAAUUGAACUUUGUGCCUCUUCCCAGAAGGCCCCCUACACCUGAACGUACUCCUUCACCUGAGAGAGAUGAUGAGGAGGAAGCCGCAAAGGAGAGGGAGAGGGAAGAGAGAGAGCGCAAGUCAGUAUUUGUUUUUUUUUUCCAAGGUCUGGUUUGUGUAAACAUUGUGUAAUUGUAGACUCAUAAAAUCCCUUUUUUUCCAGGCCUCCAACUCCAACUGAGUUUGACUUCGAUGAAAAGGAGACACAAGCGACUCCCAAAAAUUCCUUCCUUCCUUCAAGGCGCAGAACACCAGGUCUGUCAGUCAAGUACUUAAAAUAAAUGAAAACAUGAGUUUGGUCCUAUCAGGUAAAUCGAACUGAUGUUUCUUUCUCUCCCUCAGGAUCUUCAGCACGCUCCUCAGUGAAAAGGGAAGCUCGUCUGGACAAGGUUCUGUCAGAUAUGCAGCGCCACCGCAAAAUCGAGGAGCACAUCAUGCGGACGGGUAGGGACCUCUUCAAGACAGAGAAGAAGCUGGAGGAGGCUCUGUCACCAAACAGCCAGAAGGAGCGGGAGAAGGAGAGGGAACGAGACAGCAACCCAAACACCAUCUUCUCCCCAAGACAGAGGAGAUACUGAAGUAUUACUGAUCCAGAACUUGUCCUUGGCCAAGAGCUUUCAGAGGCUUUCUCAAAACUUGAAUUUUUUUAAGUAACGAGUUUUACAUGUUUUUUUUAAUGUGUUUUGUAUAUUGACAAUAAACAUUUUAAACCCUGGAUAGUCGUAACAGGUCUAUUUAUUAGUGUGCAGGAUGAGCACUAAAAAUCUUAAGUCACAUCAUAAAGUUUUACCUCUGUUAGGCAAAGAUUAGUCCGCUUUUGAAUACUUGAAACUGCUAAUAUAUGAAGUGCUGGUCUGGCGCCAUCUAGCGGCUUAUAGCAGUGAACUUAAAAGUAACAUGGUGUACUUCAUGAAAUUUGUUUUCAACACAGGAAAAAAAAACACUCAAGGCAGACUCAGGACAGAGAAGUAUAUUUUAGCUAAGUUUGAGUAACAAUACAGCCUUCACAUAAGGCUCAGAAGCAUAUAGUAUAAUAUGUAUGCAUAAAUAUGCAUUCAAAACCACAACCCAAAUAAAUAAAUAAAUAAAUACUUACAAAUAAAUAACGAGCAUUUUGUGGAAUAUACAGUACAUCAGUUGAAAUGUUUUAGUAUUGUCAAGAAGCAGUACCUUAUGAGUUCAUGGAACAGGGGAAUGGAUACUCUGUGUUCAACAUGCCCACAGUUGACCAUAUGGUUUUUUGGCACACACUGCCCUGUCUUAAUGGUUUCUGAGCUUUGUUUUCUUUUUUUUUUCUAGACCCAUUAUCAGGAUACUGAAGCUGCUUUAAACAAGAAAAACGGAAAAAAAAAAAAACUAAGUAGUUUGUUCAUAAAAGGUUCAUAGAACCAGUGGCUCAAAUAAAUACGGCUCAAUGAUCAAAAGCAAACCAUAAAAUGUAAAACGCUAAAAUGAUUCAUGAACUCAGGAGUGGUUAAAAGACAUGUAGAAAUCAUGGACACGUGCUGCAUGUCAAUCACAUGGGAACGCUUCCCUGGAUUGUUUUGUUUCCCUUCAAACUUAGGAGGCUCCUAACAAAGCUAGAAAUAUUCCAAUCUCAUGGAUCCCUUAGUCAAGCCAAUCGAAUGAAUGUCCUGCGAUUUACACAAGCAACAAAAUGAACCAAAAGACAUCACUUUGAAAGCGAGUGCUGCUGUGCAUCACUUCCAUGAUUGCAAAAUGCCAAAAAACACUUUGUAAUAGUAAUAAAUGGAAUGGAGUCGUAUCUACACUGAAACAAUAAGUGGAUGUCGGGAGGUCUGAGGAGGAGUCGGCAUACACUGAGAGGUAAACCUAAAAUGUUUCGUUCACUGCUAAGAUGUUGAUGAAAAAUGUGCGGCAGAAAUUAGACAAAAAUAACAAAAACAACGUCGACCUAAUACUGAAGUGGAAAUGAGGACAAUUUUACAUUGGCUAUGUACACCUGUCACAUUUGUCCGUCUGAGGGAGCCUCUUUCUUCUUUGCAGAGGUUAUAAAUAACUCAAAAUGUAAAGAAAGUGUGAGGAAUGGGAGAAAAAGGGAUAAGGCAGCAGAAUACAGUCUUGUGAAAUUAUCUCCCUUCUAAAAAGGUGAGUCAGUCUGCAGGUUGGUUACAUUUUGUUAGAGUGACAGUGACUACAUAGAGGAUACAGAUAAUAAACACUAACAAGUCAAAAUACUGCUUAGCCGGGAUUUUUUUCUUUUUUGAAGGUCCUCUUCAUUACUAAACUGAAUCAGGCCUUCCAUCUACAGCAAAUGUACUAACAUACAAUAUAAUACAUUCCUAUUUUCCUGCUCUUCCUGUACAGUGAGGCAGAGAGGACUGAAUUUGAUCUACAUGAGGGAAAUAGCCACCUAUGCUUGCUAUACAUCCAGGCAAAUUCCUCUCAGGUCAGUGCAUGUUCCUAUCUGUCACAGUGCCGGAUGACAUCUUUAAAUACUGAGUGCGCUUAACACCCCACACGCUUCAUACAAACUGAGAAGCUGAAGUGCUUGAAGGCCAGCAAGCAAACAUUUGGCGUUUAGAGUUUGACUGCUGGCCGCAAAAACUUCGGCGCUGUUUGAGGCCAUUGUCUGUAGCUUUCUUCAUAUUGCUACUUGUUUCAAGUCUCUUUUUUUCCCUCAAAGCUUUCCUUUCUUUACAUACUCAUUGGUACAUUCGCCUUCCUUCCCUCCCCACCCUCCCCCUACACCCUCCUCAGUGGGUGGCCAGGUCGGACUCUGUGGAGCGUGCGCUGUAGCCAUUGGCGGGCUGCGGCAGCGCAUUGCUUUCUGUCUGGCGCUCCUUAGCUGCAGCUGUGCUGGAGCGCGGUCUCUGAGAGCGGGAGGAACCUGUGAACAGUCGCAGGGCACCCCUGCAAAUGAGGGAGAACCAAUAGAGCUGAGGGGCCAUGAGCAGGGCGGCACCGAGGUUGCAGUGCCACGGCACCGAUAGGGGAACCAUGUGGAAGGGAAUGGACGCGUACCUAGAUCCAAAAGGAGGAGACACAUCGGGUUGUAAAAAAAAGUGUUGCGAGCCAAAUAUCCAUUAAGAUAAAAAUCAUGUGCAAGUUGCCGACCCAAGCUCAGCGAGACAGCAGAACAUGAGAAAAACAGAGAUGGAAAGACAGACAUACCUUCCAUAGACGUAGUAGAGGUAAGGGAAGAGGAGGACUCGACAGAUGAAAAAAGUGAUCAGCAUUAGAGCCCCAUUCACUUUGUGCAGGAGAGUGUGUUGCUGUUUGUACUGAGAGCGGAAAAAAACAGAGGGAGAGGUCCAGAGUGAGGGAGGAAGAAAAGCAAGCAGUACAGUUUGGUGAGAGCUGACGAAGUUAAUCUUACCUACAUUGUUACAUUGUUAAUACUAAUAUUGUUAUAUUUGCUAAUAAUAUCUGCAUGAACAGACUGAGUGAUGAUGGAGAGCACAAUAUGUCAUGCAGCUGGUUGAGGCCCUGGUGCUCAGUGGUCUUCUUGGUUUUCAGCCAGUGACAACUUUUAUCUGCUAUGGCCAACCUGCUCCAGUGAGAUAACACAACAAGCCUGCCUGCGUUUCUCUAGAGGUUCACCUCAUUACUAUUCUCUUCUUUCCUCCCCUUUACCUCCAUGGCAUCUCCUCAAUAAAUACUGAUGUUUUUAUUGCACAUUUAUUACCGACUAUUCCACAGGUUUACAAAGCCACAGCUAUUAGCCUGCUAUUGUUUAUCAAACGGCAACAUGCACUGUUGUCAGGGACAGGCAGGGUGCUGAGUGAUUGAGAGUGGGGGGGGACAAGCUGAUAUUGUAUCUGCAGAAUAUCCCAUCUAAAUACUAAAGGGCUAUAUUGAGAGACUAACAGCUGUGGGAGCCUCAGAAGGGGAGACGAGCAGAAAGCAAGGAAGGGGCAACCUUAACCUCGACACUGACACACCGAACACAACACCACAACAAAAACGGAGGGGGCUGCAUCUUCUACCUAUCAAGCAAGCAGUGUUACCAACUUAAUGAGUGAUGUGUCUGACAGUGCUGCUCAUGUGAGAUACAGCCGAUGGGCAUGAACAAGCCGCAUGCUGGGAGUGACCAGAAAUAUUUUUCCCAUUGAGUGAGAAGGUGAAGGGAAAAAAGAGAAGUGAAGAGUGCAGAAGAAUUUUAGUGUGACAGAUGCACAUGCAGCGAUGCACUCCGGUCCUCUGGAAGCUGAACCUAGACACUCACCUGGAUGAGAAUUUUUCCUAAGCAGACGGAUGGAGUGCUGAGCUCCGCCAUGAACAUUAUACCUUGGAAAUAAUCUCCCUUUCCUUGUCGCCAAAACUAGAGAAAGGAAAAGAGGUUGAUUAACCAUCUAGAGUGUAAUUACAGCUUGUUCUUAUGUGGUCAUUAAGAAAGAUUUUCAGUAAAUACCCCUCUGUAAUUAAAUGAUUAGCUGGAGCUGGCAAAGAAAGCUUUUUAAGGCUUAAUUCCUAUUUCUCCAAACAUGUGCUUGGCUCUUUAAUACUUUUAUGAGUAGUCUGGAUAUAUGGUAAAACGAGACCUUGAGAUGUCUCUGCGAUCAAAUUUUAUCUUCUUUUUUUUAUUUCGCAAAUCUGAGAUUACAUCGCAUAUAUAAUGCACAGCACACAUAGCUUGUUGAGCAGUGCAAGGACAGAUAAAAACUGUGAGUCUAAACUUGUAACUGUAACUGCAGGUGGACUGAUCAGAAAAAAGGCAUUAGUUUGGAUACUCUUUGUUUAAUUGUGGCAGAAAUUUCCUAACAACUAAUAUCUUAAAGCUCCAGUGACUUCUGGUUUGUGUCAUGUUUUGAAAAAGUGUGAUUCCACUGCAAUGCAUUAGUAGCAACAAAAUAUUUCUAGAAAACUGCAAAUACAGGGGUCACAGUAUUAUCAAUUCUUUAUCUAACCCAGAGAUUUUUAGCAGCAUUGAACAAACUAUACAAUAGUAUACCAGCACAGAGUGGGUAGUUUCAUUUCCAUAACCAAGGCUUUCCUUUUCCCCCUAAAACUUCAGUCCCACAGAAAAAGAAGGAAGUGAAAGUUACCACAGAGACGGGGAAGCAGACGGUGACCAUGACAACAUGGUGCAGCACCAUGAGGAACUCGCGACGCAAGUAGCUGGUCAGUGCUGAGCUCAUAUGUUGGGGCGCUGCCGAGGCCUCCUCAUGCCCUUUGACCCGUAGCUUGUACCAGUAGCACAUGAACAUUGCGUAGAUGUCGUAGACGAAGUAGGGAACGGCAAACAUGAUGUAAGUGCUUGUCAGCCAAUGCCUGGGUAGGAGGGGAGAAGAGCAUUAUUUUUAAAGUGAGGCCCACAGAUGGAAUCGAAUCUCUAAUCUAAAAGAAAGAGCAGCUAUCACGCCUGAAAUGGGAAUGACUUUUCUUCAACACAAUCCUAGAAAACUCAAUGGAACCAAUCUCAACUGAACUGAAAACAAUCUGAAGUACUGAAGAUGAAAUGGCAAGAACAGAUAAACUAAAAAACUGCUCACAUACAUAACACCUUAAACUGCAGAUACUUUCCAGAGAAUGAAGAUUGUGGUUACACCACAGUAGAUGAGAGUAAAACCCUGAUAUUAGAAUCUGAUGGUUUGCAAAUCAUUUAAAGCUUAUAGUUAAAUGAAAAUAGUGCAGAAACAAUAUACAUAAUGUUCAAACAGAAAAUUUGUUUGAUGAAAAUAUACAUUUUCAUUCAAAUAUGGUGCCAUGCUGUAGUAAUAAUUGUAAAAUGAUGUUUGGCAUCUUCUUGCUGCAGUAUGUAAGGUCUCCCCUAAAAAAAGCCAUUGUCUGGAGGGCAGCAUAUGUUCCUCCAGAACCUGUUUAUGAUGUUCAGCAUCAGUGGUGCCUUCCCAAGUGUGCAAACUAGCCAUGCCAUAGGCACUCAUGCAUUACUAUUUCAUUAGGGUUCCAUACCCUCGGUUCAGAGCAGAGGAUUUUGAUUUUACACGUUUCCUCUUUGCAAAUACAGACUUAACCUGCACAUGUAGAUGCAGCAGCACACUGGGUUUACAGACAGCUUUUAGAUAUGACUGAGCCCAUGCAGUGAUUUCCACAUUCAGAGUUAUGUCUUUUUGGUGCAGUGCCACCUGGGGGUCUGAAAUUCACAGUCAUGUGGUAACAGUUAUCAGCUUUGUCUCUUCUGUAUGGAGAUGUUCCUCCUGGUAUUUUUUUAAGCAUUACACAACUGUUUUGAAGAUUUCAUGUCCCUGUCCAAGAUGAAACUUGUUACUGGUAUCAACAUUUCAAAUGAGCAUAUCAGUUUCAACAUUUAAUUUUUUUUGUCAUUCCACUACUUUCAACUCAGUCUAGGAUUUUAAUGAUUUGCAGACCAUCAAAAUUAGUUUCAUUGACAAUGUGCACAAUGUCUGGACUCUUAUAGAACAGGGGUUAUGGAUUUCUUGUUUACAUUUUGUGUCUAAUGUUGAAAUAAUGCAUUUUAAUAGGAUUUUUUUAAACUUACUGGUCCUCUAUUAUGUCCUCGCAGGAAGAAGCUAUGAUGUAACCAGCUGAGGAAGCCAUGACUGCUUGAACUGAUGACACCAACCUGACAGCAGAGAAUAACAAGUAAACAGCAAAUAAUGCAUUUCUUAAUAGGCCGUGUGGCGAGAGGUUUAAACUGUCUAUGUAACAAAUGGUAAGUCCCCAUAUGCUUUUACGCAGGAGCAAUACAUCUAAAAGCACAAGGGAAAAACACAUUACGAAUGCAGCAACAACAUUUCAUUCUCGAGUCAAAGAAAAAAACUACGUGCAAGCUUCAGUCCAAAACUACUUGGACGGUACAAGAACUUUUGGGAGGUUGCUGUUGCCACAGAGAAAGUGUAAUGUGCACAAUUUGCUCACUCAAAAACACCUUAAAAAAACAAUACCUGGCAGAUACAAUGACUGCAUCUCCUUCGCUCCACCUCAGUGCUGGGAUCGUCUUCAGGCAUUGUUUGGACAGAAGGAAAAGGCCUGGAAAGAACACAGACCCAGCAGCUAGGAUGGUCAGCAUGGUCCCUGGUGAUCUGAGGCGAAAAGUUCAGUAGGCAAUCUGGUCCUUGAGAUCCGUCUCUCUUUCUCCUCUCUGAAAAAGAACAAAAAAACAAGAAUCAGUGAAGCAACAGUCUGUAUUGAUCUCUCUGACUUGUAGCAACUCCCACAUGUAUGCAUUUGGCUGCAUUGACUGUGAUUACAAACAAUGCAGACUAUCAAAGUCCAACAUACUGUACGGAUCAAUGCUGGACUUCAGGUCCAAAAGGUCUCUGGGACGUCUUGCCAGAUUCACAAUAAAAAUAAGAGCAAUACGGGAGGGGGUGAUGGACACGAGUUGGAAAACAGGUUUGCAAUAUCGGGGAAUGGACGGUGCAUGGGGACUAUAUAAAUGCUGAGUACAGACAGAAGGCCCCUUUGUGCAGCAUGCUGCCCUGUCCAUCUGAUGACAUUGAAACGCGUUAUUCACAUUAAUUCCUGGGGCAACCAUGUGCUAGUUCCAUGCGGUUUAGCAGUUUGCUUACACUACACUAGCUGACUCAUUAAAAAGUUGAAGUCCAUUAGCAAAAUACGCAUUGCGCUAUUUUUAAAAUCCUGAACGUCGAAACUAUUGACACAGGCACGGCUGCUGGAGCUCACAGACCCUGACAUUAACGUUUGCCAAUGUUACCUGUCUGACAAACGAUUUACGGGUCGAGCUUGACAGGUAGCACACCAAGUACCUCAAACGAGACCGGCCUUUGGUUGACAUGUUGGUUAACACUAUGGGCUAAAUAGUCAAGCAUUAAAAACAGCGAAUCCUUUUCUACAUGUAUUCCUGAGCUUUUUUGUCUUAAUCGUGCUCUUCUGUGAGCACAUAUAUCACAUAAACUUGGAGUGAAUUGGCGCUUACAUAUCCAGCGCUGCAGAUUAAAUAACGUUCAACCUGCUAGUUAUGCUAAAAUUAACGCCAGCUGGUCAAAAGUUACACAAUUCAAGUGGCUUUAUUGUCAGGAUGACUCGUAAGCUGGAAAACUGGGUCACCAGAGUGUAGUAAAUGAACAGACAAUGCUGGUCGCAGUACAUGUCACCCCUCGCCUAGGAAAGCAUGACCGACCGUCUGCGGCGUUCAACCGCUAGUGUUGUGCCGUGAAAUGUAUCCCUGCCAUAUAACGCACCCCCUGCAUCCCAGCCACUCGUUAGCUUCUUAAAGUGGAAGGAAAUGAUCUAAUAUUUAAAAAAAAAACACGCGUAUUUGAUAAGGACAAGAUGUUAAAUGGAGCAGCAGAAUUUCGUUUUGUUUAUGUGUCUGAAAAAUGCAUAUAUAGAUGUGUACUUGGGUAUACAAACUGUACAGUAAGCUGUCAAUGUAGAGGAAAUAAUAUUUUCGGGACAGAGGGCGAUUGUUUUUGUCUUAUCUGAAUAGCCUGAAUGAAAUCGUUAAAGGUACACGCUUUUGAAUCCACCCAAUAGUAAGGAAAACUUGUAUUAUUUCGCCUUGUUAUGUACUUUCAACCGCGCUCCCGUCAGGGGGUGCAUACUACAGCGGGGAUGCAUUCUACGGCACAACACCGGCUAACAAUGACGCUAAAACCGUUAGCAUCCAUGAAAUGUCGAUGUGACCACACUUAAAUAAGGAUAGUUAGCGAGAUGGUGGCCUCUUAUACAGCAUAACUAAUAACUUACUAAACAGCUAUCCACGGUUUGCCAGACAUUCAUGUUAACGUUACACUGACAUUAAACUCUUGUGUUAGCUUGUUAUUUGUUUGUAGCACUUAGCAGUAGCCUCAACGCUAGCUUACCGACCCUUUGAGGCUAACAGGCUAACAGACAGGAGUUUGCACAUGUGUGGAAUAAAUAGAAAAUCCUGAGUGGCAUUUACACAGAGACUUUGCAGAGUCCGGUCAGCGGCCAGUCGAAACUCGUGUCCUGCAGGCAGCGUUUAAUGUUAGAGAUGUCCCGGGGGUGUCAGCCUCGACGAUCCGCAUGUUUAUGUGGCCACUUCGAUGUCUGAAGGAUAGCAGCAGCGAGCUAACGCUAGCUUGCAGCAACUUAGAUCGACAUCUAUGAGAGGAGAGCUCGCUGAGAGCAUUGGUAAGCAGCCCGAGAUGCCGCUGGACAGCGAAUUAAGACACUGCUAACUGGUGAAGAAAUAAUAUCAGCACGGUUCGAUCCAGCGGUUCAGGUGACACAGGCUCGCCCGGUCGCUAUGUCAUCUCGUCUGAGUCCAGUGAUGCCGCCGCCGCCGCCGCCGCUGCCUCAGCCCCGCAGAUGCAACGUUGACUCAACACAGAGGACUGCUGCGCCAGCUGCUUCCUACAGGUCCAAGCGGCAGCAGCUCAUGACAUGACGAGGAAUUUGCACCAGUCUCUGCAUCCCAUUUUGCAAACAGUUUUUUUUAUUAUUAUUAUUUUUUUGUUUGUUUUGUUGUUUGUUUGUUUGUUUGUAGGGAAUAGUUGAAUGCCCCACCUCACUGUCUACUGCUGCAUUCAUCAUUUCAAAUGUAGGGGAGAGUGGGGUAAGAUGAGCCAUUUUCAUAUUUCAGAUCACUACAUCAAGGCAAUCAUAGUUUUGUCUCUGACUAGUGUAUCUGCAUAUAUUUCAAGAUGUUGUGCAUCCCCGCAAACCAACAGAAUGAGUGUAAACAGAACUGUCUUGAUAAUAUAGCAUGCCAAAAAAAGUGGUCUCCUAUGGUUUAACUUAUCCCAUGUAUGGGGUAAGUUGACCAUAGGAGUGGGGUAAGUUGAGCCAUAUCCCUACUACCCUCCACUCUCCACCCCAGCCCUCCCUCACCUUCUCAGAAUCAGAAUCAGAAAUACUUUAAUAAUCUCAAGGGGGAAAUUGCUUUUGUCACAGUACUCCAGUGCAAAUACAGUAAAAGAGGAGAUAAAUAAUAGAUAAAAUAAAAGAUAAAAUAGAUAAAAUAAGUAAGAAUAUAGAGAUAAUAUACAAGUAUUUACACUAUAAACAACACAAAUAGUGACAUCGUAUGCAUGUAAAAUGGGCAUCAAUUUAUUAAGUCAGUAAAGGUUAGAAGCACAUGGGUGAAGGGGUGAGACAUUUAUUAAAAAAAAA
Messenger RNA from Xyrichtys novacula (pearly razorfish), 11980 nucleotides. NCBI's taxonomy places the organism in Eukaryota, Metazoa, Chordata, Actinopteri, Labriformes, Labridae. The record is from the annotation of a GenBank genome assembly.